Messenger RNA from Talpa occidentalis (Iberian mole), 868 nucleotides. It is a transcript of the gene GOSR2, whose product is annotated as golgi SNAP receptor complex member 2. Gene Ontology annotation, molecular function: SNARE binding; SNAP receptor activity. Gene Ontology annotation, biological process: vesicle fusion; intra-Golgi vesicle-mediated transport. The record is from RefSeq and is a predicted model, not a curated record. Gene Ontology annotation, cellular component: endoplasmic reticulum membrane; late endosome membrane; ER to Golgi transport vesicle membrane. NCBI's taxonomy places the organism in Eukaryota, Metazoa, Chordata, Mammalia, Eulipotyphla, Talpidae. The coding region runs from base 133 to 717 and encodes 194 amino acids. The transcript is spliced from 6 exons.
GGAUGACCAGGUCAGCGGCGGACUGAGGGUCCUGCCUGGCGCUGGGGCAGCUGAGUCGGAAGGCUCCCGGGACCCUCAAAGCCGUGACUACCUGCUGGGUGGACAAGGCAGGUCCACGAGAUCCAGUCUCACAUGGGACGCCUGGAGACAGCAGACAAGCAGUCUCUGCACUUAGUAGAAAAUGAAAUCCAAGCAAGCAUAGACCAGAUAUUCACCCAUCUGGAACGUCUGGAGAUUCUGUCCAGCAAGGAGCCCCCUAACAAAAGACAGAAUGCCAAACUUCGUGUUGACCAGUUAAAAUACGAUGUCCAGCACCUGCAGACUGCUCUCAGAAACUUCCAGCAUCGGCGAUACACAAGGGAGCAGCAGGAGAAACAGCGAGAGGAGCUUCUGUCUCGCACCUUCACCACCAACGAUUCUGACACCACCAUACCAAUGGAUGAAUCCCUGCAGUUUAACUCCUCCCUCCAGAAAAUUCACCACGGCAUGGAUGACCUCAUUGGAGGCGGGCACAGUAUUCUGGAGGGACUGAGGUCCCAGAGACUGACCUUGAAGGGGACGCAGAAGAAGAUCCUUGACAUCGCCAACAUGCUGGGCUUGUCUAACACAGUGAUGCGGCUCAUCGAGAAGCGGGCUUUCCAGGACAAGUACUUCAUGAUCGGUGGGAUGCUGCUCACCUGCGUGAUCAUGUUCCUCGUGGUGCAGUACCUGACAUGAAGCGGCCAGGCCCGGCAGCUGAACGUUCCCUCUGUGUGAAAGUGUGUGUGUGUGAGUGUAUGUGUGGGAGAGCGAGGGGGAGCCCAGUGGCUGCCUUUUGAAAUGUACGCCUGUCUUAACUGUGAAGACUGCUCGGAAGCAAUUGUGACCU